Molecule: messenger RNA, 1406 nt
Organism: Guillardia theta CCMP2712
Lineage: Eukaryota; Cryptophyceae; Pyrenomonadales; Geminigeraceae
Product: acetyl-CoA acetyltransferase
Exons: 15
Coding region: 1-1173 (390 amino acids)
Biological process (GO): fatty acid beta-oxidation
Molecular function (GO): acetyl-CoA C-acetyltransferase activity
Source: RefSeq, a predicted model, not a curated record
AUGCCAGUGAUCGUGAGUGCUGUGAGAACACCCAUCGGAAGUUUUGGCGGAUCUCUCUCUCAAGUGAAGGCUCCGAAGCUGGGGUCUGAAGCCAUCAAAGGAGCGCUGGGCAAGAUAGACCUCCCUGCCAAGUAUAUCGAGGAAGUCUAUAUGGGAAACGUCUGCCAGGCAGGAGUCGGUCAAGCGCCAGCCAGGCAGGCAGCCAUGGGAGCUGGCCUACCGCAGGAGACGAUCUGCACCACAGUCAACAAGGUCUGCGCGUCAGGGAUGAAGUCCAUCAGCCUGGCAAGCAUGGGAAUCAUGCUCGGGCAAUGCAGCGCUGCUGUCGUCGGUGGUUUCGAGUCCAUGAGCAACGCGCCAUACCUGAUCGACAAAGCAAGAUUCGGAGGUUAUCGGUAUGGUGAUGGAAAGCUUGUCGACUCGCUCAUCUUUGACGGGCUAUGGGACCCUUAUGGGGACCAUCACAUGGGGAUCUGUGCUGAGAAAUGCGCCAAGGACUUUGCAAUAUCUCGUGAAGAGAUGGACGAUCAUGUGGUCGAAUCUUACAAGCGCGCAAUCAAUGCGAUUGAGCAUGGACAUUUCGCAGAAGAGAUUGUUCCGGUCCGAGUUAUCAGCCGUGCAGGAGAAGAAAUCGUGAUAGAAGACGAGGAACCGAAGAAGGUGAAGAUAGAAAAGAUCGCACAACUGAAGCCGGCUUUCAAAUCACAGGGGAAGGUGACGGCAGCAAACUCGUCCUCGAUCAACGACGGGGCUUCAGCCCUUGUGGUCAUGUCGCAAGCAAUGGCGAGAGAGCUCAACCUCAAGCCUCUCGUUCGGAUCGUCUCCUUUGCAGACGCGGAACAGGCUCCUAUCGACUUCACAACAACUCCUUCACUUGCCCUUGCCAAGGCCUUCAAGAUCGCUGGUAUGGACAAGCAUGACGUUGACUUGUUCGAGAUCAAUCAGGCUUUCUCGGUGGUCUCCAUCGCCAACCAGAGGAUCCUCAACAUCGACCCCAGCAAGGUUGACAUAUCGGGAGGUGGAGUCGUGCUGGGCCAUCCCAUCGGGUGCUCUGGAGCUCGUAUCGUCACCACCCUCAUCCACAACCUCAUCAGGACGGACAAGACGAUCGGAGCAGCCAGCAUCUGCAACGGAGGAGGAGGAGCGUCCGCCAUCGUCCUCGAGAGGGUUUGACCCUGCGACAAGGAAGCCGCUCUCGAGUUUUUCCCUGCAUGUCUCCUUUGCAGCAGCUCGUACAAGGCGGGGGAUGGAGAAUUCUUUUCGUAAUUUACAGAGGAGGCGUACAAGGACGAGCAUCGGCUCUAUCGACGAUUGAGCGAGGAAAGUCAAAGAGCUAUCGAGGUCACUGACACGCUAUCAAGCCUUCGGCAUCCCUUUCAUGCACUGUCAUAAAAGCUUCAGCCGCC